UAUGCCUCGUAUAACAAAGAUUAUUUCGGAUGCGUUAAAAAUAUGUAUUAUCUUAAUAACGAUUGCCCUUAUAUAUGUUAUCUUGUCGUCGAAUACUGAGAAUAGAGUUAGAGAGUCACCUUACGAAACGGUGAAGAAUCGAAAACCACCUAAAGAAGAUCGAAAUGGGAAUCAAAUUGCUAUAGAUGAUACUUAUCGCAUUUCGUAUUCCUUGUAUGGAUAUACAUUUAGGCAAUAUGGAAUCUCUUUCAAGAGUUGGGCCAGCGUAACUACUGGACUUGUUCAUUCAUUUUCGCCUAACCUUGAAAAAGAGGCGUCAAAAAGAUUUCUAGACCCAGCUGGAGGUAACGUUUACUAUGCUAAUAGUCCUGCUAUAACGUGGCACAAAAACCAACUAGUUCUUGUUUCAAGAAUCUGGUUAAAUCGAGAAGUUUAUGAGAUGAAUAAGCAAUGGCCGGCAAAUAGCUUCUCCGAUAAUGUAUUAUUUACUCAGAAGUUUAAUAAUCGUUUAGAACCCAUUUCCAAUGGUUCAAUACUCGGAGUUCAAACUCCUAAAAACGGUUGGAUUGGAGAUGGUCCCAUCGAACCCCGCAUAUUUAAGUUUAAGGAAACUUUGUAUGUAUCGUUUAACACUGCAGCUUUCUUUGCUAAGGAUGAACUUGUCGAUUUUACAUUUCUGUUUGACUACGAAAAAUCAUUGCCAAUAAUACCGAGAAUUCAUGGAGAUACUCCAAUGAAGUCUGUAACACCGAAGGGUGAAGUUCCAAGAGAUAAACAUUGGAUGCCUUUUACAAAGAAAGGUCAAUUAUAUUUCGUUCAUUGCCUCGAUCCACUUCGAGUGAUGAAGUGUAGAGUUCCCAGUGGAUUUUGUGAGUUUAUUUUCAAACAGGAUAAAAAGAAUUCAUUCGCCUUUCAUCGUCACACAUCGCCUUUGCGAGGAGGGACACCGUUAGAAGUUUACGAGUAUCCUUACUACGUUGGAGUUGUUCAUUCAACACUUUACAAAAAGCAAAAUCAUAAACGCUUCUACUCAUCCCACGUGCUCGUCUUCGACGUCGAAAAGUAUCGUAUUGUCUAUAUCAGUCAUAGAAUUCAAGUUAACAAACAAGUAAUGGACAGGGUCAAGAUGGUUCGACCAUAUAUGGAAGAUUCAUUUAUCUUUCCAGUCUCUUUGGUCUUGGAGUCUAAGAAUAGUUGGAUAAUAGGUGCUCAUAUAAACGAUCACGAUAGUAUUCUACUAAGAAUGAAAGGCAUGAGCUCAUUAAUUGACCUAGCUAUCAAGCUAGACAAGAGAGUAUCACCAAAAGGUAGACCAAAUCAAGGAUUCUUUCACCAACACAUAAAAGAAACAGUUAGGAAUGAAACAAAUAUAGAAUUUGAGUAA
Messenger RNA from Dimorphilus gyrociliatus, 1384 nucleotides. The record is from the annotation of a GenBank genome assembly. Lineage: Eukaryota; Metazoa; Annelida; Polychaeta; Dinophilidae.